This is a messenger RNA of Phyllotreta striolata, 1699 nucleotides long. The record is from the annotation of a GenBank genome assembly. Lineage: Eukaryota; Metazoa; Arthropoda; Insecta; Coleoptera; Chrysomelidae.
UAUUUAGCUUUAGUUUUAGUCUAUGACUUGUGCUUGGAGAACGCGCUAAAAUAUGUGGCUUUUAGUUGCUUUGGUGUUAGUCUUGUUGUAUUAUUUGAUUAGAAGGCAUUAUAGUUAUUGGAAAAAUCUUGGAGUACCUGGUCCUAAGCCUUGGCCGCUAUUUGGAAAUUAUGCGGAUAAUUUCUUUGGUAAAAGAACAGCCAGGCAAAUUGCUACAGAAAUUUACAGAGAUUAUGAAGGUUAUCCAUUCGUGGGGAUCUACAAAGCUACGACCCCUGCAUUAAUGAUUCGAGAUCCUGAGUUGUUGAGGAAUAUUCUCGUUAAGGAUUUCAAACAUUUUACUGACAAUGAUUUCGAAGUCGAUAAAGAAAUCGAUCCUGUAUUCGGACGAAAUCCGUUUGUUUUGAAAGGGCAAGAAUGGAAGCAUAAACGAGCUCAGCUGACACCAUGUUUUACAUCAGGAAAGAUGAAGGGAAUGUACAUUUUCUUGGACACGAAUGCUCAACGAAUGAUCCGGUAUAUAGAGGAAGAAACGAAAAUGUCCACAUCUAUGGAAGCUAGAGAAUUAUGCAUUAGAUUCACAUUGGAUAACGUAGCAGCUUGCGCUUUCGGUUUAGAAGGAAAAUGUUUCGAUGAAACCAACCCAGAAUUUAGAAUAUUGGCACAUAAGCUAAUUUCUCCAGAGGGCCUAGGAAAAAUAACUUCCCUUAUAAUGAUAUUGUGUCCAUGGGUGGCUUCAUUUUUAAAAAUUAAACUUGUUGAUAAGGACACUGAGCAACGUUUAAUCGACAUAGUUUCAUCAACUCUUAAAUAUCGCAAAGAAAAUAAGGUCGUUAGAAAUGAUUUUUUGGAUGUUAUGACAGAAAUUUCAACUGAAAAUGGAUUAUUUAGUGAAAUCGAUGUAGUUGCUAAUUCCGCUAGCUUCUUUGGGGAUGGUUACGAAACUAGUUCAAGAGUCAUGAGUUUCGUACUUUUUGAAAUCGCCCAAAAUUCCGGCGCCCAAGGAAGGUUAAGGGAAGAAAUUAACGAAGUUUUAUCUAAAAAUGGAAAUAAAUUUACGUACGAAGUAAUUUCUAAUAUGCCUUAUUUAGAAGCCUGUUUAAAUGAAACAUUACGAAAAAUUAGCAUAAUCGAUUUGGUUAAGAUUUGUACAGAGGAUUAUACGUACGAAUCAACUGCACCAGGUUUUAAGCCCCUUAAGAUUAACAUUAAAGCGGGUACAUCAAUUCUUUUGCCAGUUGAUGGGCUUCAUAGAGAUCCCGUUUAUUUUCCGGACCCGGACAAGUUUCUUCCAGAAAGAUUUUUAGACAAACAGGACGAAGGUUUCAAAAAGCAUCUUUAUAUUCCUUUCGGUGAUGGUCCAAGAAUUUGCUUAGGCCAACGUUUUGGAAUUCUUCAGAUUAAAGUUGGAGUUGCGUAUAUAAUUAAGCAUUAUCAAUUGUCUGUUAAUUCUAAAACCCAACUUCCUUUAAAGUUCAAUCCAUAUUACAUGAUGCCUGACGCAAUUGGAGGACUGUGGAUUGAUAUUACUAAAGUUAAUUAACUUGUUUAAGUUAUAACUUGAUAGGUGCCAUAGAUAUUAAAUAUUGCAUGUAAAACAUUUAAAUUUGCCUUAUUUUUUAGGCAAUAUUAAUAUUAAUUGAUAACCAUAUUAAUAAUACUUAUUUACAUAAUUUAUAAAAUAAUAUUAUUUAGCUGA